AUGGAAAUAUUCAAUUUGUUAAAACAGCAAAUAAAUGAGUCUAAGGAUAAUCUAGGCCGCGCCGCGAAGUUCUUUGAGCAACCACAAAUUAUCCUCGGCACUGUUUCUGCUGGUUCAGGACUCAAAACUGUUCAGCCCCACACCAGUGGUGAGGGUUAUCCAAAUGAGCUCGACUGGUCAAUCAUCAGUAUCGAUAGGAAUUGUUCAAUCUCAAACAAAGUCCGUUGUGCUGGCUCGGGCGGUUCUGGUUCGGGUGGUGCUCGCAAGGGUGGUGCCCAUAAGCGUGAUGCUCACAGAGUCAGUUUCUCCUCCACCUGA
Penicillium manginii is the source of this 318-nucleotide messenger RNA. RefSeq lists its product as uncharacterized. The coding region runs from base 1 to 318 and encodes 105 amino acids. The transcript has a single exon. NCBI's taxonomy places the organism in Eukaryota, Fungi, Ascomycota, Eurotiomycetes, Eurotiales, Aspergillaceae. The record is from RefSeq and is a predicted model, not a curated record.